Capsicum annuum is the source of this 846-nucleotide messenger RNA. RefSeq lists its product as uncharacterized. NCBI's taxonomy places the organism in Eukaryota, Viridiplantae, Streptophyta, Magnoliopsida, Solanales, Solanaceae. Bases 1 to 846 code for a protein of 281 amino acids. The record is from RefSeq and is a predicted model, not a curated record. The transcript is spliced from 2 exons. Gene Ontology annotation, molecular function: zinc ion binding.
AUGCUAAUUGCAAGUGGACAGGAUAGUGAAAAUCAAAUAUAUCCUGUAGCUUGGGUAGUCGUUGACUCCAAGAAUGAACUUUCUUGGACUUGUUUUUUGUGCCAAUUAGUAAAUGUUGCGCCAAAUACAUCUGAGUUGUCCAUCAUAUCAGACAGAAAUCCAAGCACAAAGAAAGCAGUUGCUAUAGUUUACAAUCAAGCUCAUCAUGGAGUAUGUACAAGGCACCUUGGUGAAAAUAUUCAUACAAACUAUCAUGUUGGUUCUUCAUUCCUUAGUUUAUACUAUCUUGCAGCAAAAGCAUAUCGAAUUGAAGAAUUCAAUGAGUAUUUAGAAGAAAUUCGACGGAAAGGGUAUGGUAAUGUUGUUAAGUACCUCAAGAAUGUUAUUGGUUUCAAGCGAUGGAGUAGAGCUCAUUUUCCUGGACACAGGUAUGAUGUCAUGACCACCAAUAUUGCAGAGUCUGUUAAUGCUAGACUUGUAACAGAAAGAGAACUUCUCAUCAUUGCUUUAAUGCAAUUCAAAGCUCCAGCAGCAAAUGCUUUAGUGAGAGAAACUAGACGUGAAAUAGCAGACAAAUUAUAUGUACACCAACUUCAUGUGAAUGAGUUUAUUGUUCAAGGGGAUGGUCAAGAUGCAAGAGUUAACGUUAAUGCCAAAACAUCCACUUGUAGGGUGUGGGAUCUUCAGCAAUUGCCUUGUACUCAUGCAUUAGCAUCACUCAGAGCUCAACGAUUACCAAACUAUGGUGAAAGAGUUUACAAUGUAUGUUCACCAUAUUAUUCAGCAGACUUCCACAAGUUGGCUUAUUCAGAAAUUAUAAAUCCUGUUCCUCUAGAAGAGCAAUGA